Molecule: messenger RNA, 3731 nt
Organism: Atta colombica
Lineage: Eukaryota; Metazoa; Arthropoda; Insecta; Hymenoptera; Formicidae
Gene: HDAC6
Product: histone deacetylase 6
Exons: 19
Coding region: 207-3731 (1174 amino acids)
Biological process (GO): chromatin organization
Cellular component (GO): histone deacetylase complex
Molecular function (GO): zinc ion binding; histone deacetylase activity
Source: RefSeq, a predicted model, not a curated record
UAUAACAGAUGUAAAUAAGAAAAAUAGCAAAAGGAUAAAUCAACGCGAAUGGAUCUAAAGCGUUUUGUUUUUUAAUUAUUUUAAUUCAAUUUCGGGAAGAGAAAGUCAAAUCAAAUAUGUAAUUCGUAUUGGCCGAUGAGUCAACGUUUGUCUAAAAAUGUAUUGUUUCGACAUCCAUUAAUUCUAAUUCCUCUCAAUUCCGGCAAAUGACUGAGUCCACGGUGAACCUGGAUCUGUUUACUGCUGCUAAACAACUAGCAGACAGUGAGAUUGAACUGAUAAAAGUGAUUGAGAAUUCCACCAAGUGCCAAAGAACUGCAACAAAUAUGCUUUCAAAUGUAAAGAAAACAAAGAAACUUGGGAAAUCGAAAAAUGCACGUCCAUCAGCUGCACUAUUGGCUGCCAAGCAAGAGGCAGCAAAACGACAGCUGCUGUCAGACAAGAAAUCCAACAAUAAUUUUGUACCAGACAUAUAUCAGAAAGCAAUCGAUGCAUACAAAAUGACACGCAAGGAGACUGGUCUUGUAUUCGAUCAAAGCAUGGCUGAGCACGAGUGCAUCUGGGAUCCAAAUUAUCCCGAGUGUCCAGCUAGAUUUACACGAGUUUUGCAAAGAUGCGAGGAAUUGGGCCUGAUGCAGAGAUGUAAACUCAUUGAACCGAGAUGUGCCACAGAGAACGAGCUUUUGAGUAAGCACAGUCAAAAACAGAUUGAUAUUUUGAAGACAACAACAGACGACUCUAUGGAUUCUGAGAAUUUGGAGUUGUUGUCAUCCAAGUACGAUUGUGUCUAUAUCCAUCCGUCUACAUAUAGAUUAUCUUUAUUAGCUGUGGGCUCAACAAUCAAUUUAGUAGAAAGUGUCUGCAAAAGUGAGAUACAAAAUGGCAUGGCUAUUAUCAGACCACCUGGUCAUCAUGCAAUGAAAUCGGAAUACUGCGGUUAUUGCUUUUUCAAUAAUGUAGCUCUGGCAGUAGAGAAAGCUCUGAGUUCUGAUUUGGCAAACAGGAUUUUAAUUGUGGAUUGGGACGUUCAUCAUGGACAAGCAACGCAACAAAUGUUUUACAAUGAUCCACGCGUAGUUUACUUUUCGAUACAUCGUUAUGAACAUGGCGAAUUCUGGCCCAACUUAAGGGAAUCUGAUUUUCAUUAUAUUGGAGACGAGCUCGGAGAGGGUUACAACUUCAAUGUACCUUUAAAUAAAACCGGCAUGACUAAUGCUGAUUACAUCGCGAUCUUCCAGCAAGUUUUAUUGCCAAUGGCUUACGAAUUUCAACCGGAUUUGAUAAUAGUAUCAGCAGGUUACGAUGCGGCUCUGGGUUGUCCAGAGGGUGAAAUGCUAAUAACUCCAGCAUGUUAUUCACAUUUGCUAUCAUCGUUAUUAAGUCUGGCAAAUGGAAAAGUCGCUGUGGUAUUAGAGGGUGGUUAUUGCCUGAAAUCAUUAGCAGAAGGUGCAGCAUUGACUUUAAGAACGUUAUUAGGAGAUCCAUGUCCAGUUUUACAAACACUUGAUUUACCAUCAUUGAGUAUACGUGAUACCAUCUUAAAUGUAAUCUACUCACAUAAACCAUACUGGAAAUGUUAUCAAUAUCAAGAUACACACAGCAUUAAUAGUGUAGCACAUAGUAAAGAAGAGAUUGCUAAUCGACAUGUAGUUAUGAUGACGUUUAAAGGCAGUGAAAUUAAAUUAGAAAAGUAUGAUACUCGAAAUUGCUAUCCUAUACAAAGCAAAGAAACAUUAGAGGUCAUGGAGAAAAAAUUGAAUGAAUUGAUACAAUUAACAAAUUUGUAUAAAGCACCUCAUAAAGUAUGUAUCGUCUAUGAUGAAAAGAUGCAAAAGCAUUGCAACAUUUCUGACAAUUCUCAUCCAGAAAAACCGAAUCGCAUCUUCAGCAUUUAUAAGAAUCACGAGGAACAUGGCUUAUUACAGCGAUGUCAUUUAUUACAAGGAAGGAAUGCAACAAUAGAAGAAUUAUCCUUGAUUCAUGCAAUAGACCACAUUGAUGAUAUCAAAAGGACAUCAACUUUAAAACUCAAGGAAUUGCAAAAGCAAGCCUCAGAUUACAAUUCUGUUUAUCUUCAUUUUGACACAUGGUCAAGUGCCUGCAUAUCUGCUGGCUCUCUUUUACAAAUAGUGGACGCGGUUUUGAAUGGAGAAUGCCAAUCCGGAGUAGCCAUUGUAAGGCCGCCUGGACACCAUGCUGAAAAAGACAUUGCAUGUGGUUUUUGUAUAUUUAAUAAUGUUGCUGUGGCUGCAAUGUAUGCUAUACAGUUUUACCAUGUAAAGAGGGUGCUAAUAAUAGAUUGGGAUGUGCAUCAUGGAAAUGGAACGCAAUCUAUUUUCGAAGAAGAUCCAAAAAUCCUUUACAUCUCUGUUCAUCGUUACGAUAAUGGCAACUUCUUUCCAAAUUCUAAGCUUGCUAAUUAUACAAGCACUGGUUUAAAUGCAGGCGAAGGAUUCAACGUGAACAUACCGUGGAACAAAAAAGGAAUGGGGGAUGCUGAAUAUAUAGCAGCUUUCCAGCAAAUUGUAAUGCCUAUCGCUUAUCAAUUUAAUCCAGAACUAGUCCUGAUUUCGGCCGGAUUUGAUGCCUGCAUUGGUGAUACACUUGGAGGUUGUCUCGUAAGUCCAGAACUCUAUGGCCAUUUAACCCAUUGGCUCUCAUCCCUGGCCAAUGGUCGUAUAAUCCUAAGUCUCGAAGGAGGUUACAACAUCAACUCCAUCUCUCAUGCGAUGACUAUGUGUACAAAGGCACUCCUGGGUGAUCCUUUACCGAUGUUGGAUCCUAAUCUCAUUCCUUGCACUAGCGCGAUCAAUUCCAUCAAUAAUGUACUGAAGACUCACAAGAAGUUCUGGCCCAACCUGCAGUAUGGAAUGUCCUUACCAAAAGAGAGACUACUUUCCAAAUUUAAGACAAUUCCUAACAAACGUGAAGAGCAAGAAAAAAAUGCGGAUAAAUUGAAACAAAUAUUUAUGGAACCAAAGAUCGCCUUAGAAGGAAUUGAGAGCGAAAAACUAGACUUGAAUCUGGCGAUUGAUAAGAACUGUUUGAAUUUAGUGACGGACGAGGAAAUUUCGAAGUUAACGUGCGAAGUAGAGAAUAUUAAAAUAAAAAAUUUCGAAUUACACGCGAUGAAAAACGAAGCGGUUGAAGCGAAAAGAAAUUCUGAAUUGAAGCAGAACGAAACGAAAAAUCUGGAUGUGUCACAAAAUAUACAAAAAUGUGUGAACGAGACGCAUCAAUCAAGAGGUAACCAACAAGGAAAUUCUGACAUACACGAAGACCGCGAUGAUGAAGGAGCAGCAUCUUCACAAUCCGGAACACGACCCAUAACUCUAUCGGAAUAUCUCUCUGACAAUCUGCAGGCUCUGACGACAGGAGAAAUGUUCGCGAUCGUGCCCCUGCAGGACUGUCCACAUCUGUUCACAGUCAACGAAGUUCCUCCAGGUGGAAUUGAUGUAACUACACCGUGUGUCGAAUGUGCCAGUAUCGCAGAAAAUUGGAUUUGCUUGCAGUGCUAUACUGUGCAUUGCGCCCGCAGUAUUAAUCAGCACGCGAUGCAGCACGCAGAAGAGUUCGAGCAUCCCAUCACGCUCAGCUUUAGCGAUAUUUCUGUCUGGUGCUACGGUUGCGAAGCUUAUGUCGAUAAUCCUCGAUUAUAUGCGGCAAGAAACGCAGCUCAUCAAAGCAAGUUCAAUGAAGAACUUCCCUGGACUUAUAGCGAAAGUGCAUAA